Messenger RNA from Rotaria sp. Silwood2, 882 nucleotides. The record is from the annotation of a GenBank genome assembly. NCBI's taxonomy places the organism in Eukaryota, Metazoa, Rotifera, Eurotatoria, Philodinida, Philodinidae.
AUGCCUCUAUUUGGACGAAGAUUAUUUCAUCUUAAUAAUAAUAAUAAUGAUGAGAAUUUAAAACAAGAUAAUGAAGAAAUUUAUACAAUUGAACAUACAGGUGAAAAAUUUAAUCAACGUGAUUUAUAUGAAAAAUUAAAAAAAGCAUAUGAUUUGGAACGAUGGACAUGUGAAUGUACAUGGAGAGCUGGUUUAACACAUAAAGAAGCAUAUCAAUCAGAAAUUGAUAUAAGAAAAUCUUUAUCAUCAAUGGUACCAAGUUAUUUUCAUAAACCAAUUUUUGAUAUUAUAUAUCAUAAUGUAAAACCCUUAGAAAAAUUGGCUGAAGAAGUGUCAAUUAUACUUGGUCAAAGUUUUGUUAUUGGUGAAAUAGUUCAAUUUAAAAAGAAAAAAGAUAAUACAACUGUAAAAGGUAUUGUCGAACGAAUUGAUGAUAAUGAUGAUCCAAAAAAAAGAACAUCAGAACGUGCAUCCGUUCAAGCGAAACUACCUUCAGAUAAACAAAUGAAAAAUGUUAAAUAUUCAAUUCGAUUAGCCGAUGAAGAUCGUGUAGUUAAUAAUGUUCUACCAAGUGAAUUACAACGAUGUAGUUUUAUACCUAAUCGUGAAAAAUUAAAAACAUUUAUUCGUUCAUAUGCUAUGAGACUUGGUAAUCGAGCAGAUAGUCCAUGGAUAUUUUAUGAUAAUUCAAUAAAAGAUAAAUAUGAUAUGAAAGAUUCUAUACCAUCAGAAACAAUUGAAAAAAUUAAAAAAUCUUUCACAAUUACACUUGAUGAAAUUCUUCGUGAACAAGAUAGAAUUGCGCGUAAACUAGCUGAAGAAGAAGCUGCUGCUCGCGAAGAAAAAAAUAAAUCAAUUGAAAUUAAUAAUAAUAGUAAGUAA